AUGGAACUAAUAGAAACAACUAGAAACAAACCUUCUGUAAUUGACGGUUCCGGGUUUCAAUAUCGCCAAAUUCGAAAACACACAAAUGGAGUCAUAAGCUGGAUGUGUGUAAACGAAAGAAAAAAUAAGUGCAAAGGAACGUUAAAGUCACGAGGCAAGACUGUGCUUUCCAUCACCGAUCACGCGUGUACUCCCAACGCGAAAAAGACUGAAGUCGCAAAAUUCUUAUGUGCAGCUCGGAAGAGAUUGCGUGAAGAGGAUACUCCAGUUCAUUCUAUUUACAACGACAUUAUGCGACCUUUGGUGGGCGCUGGGCAUGAGUCUUUCGCAGAAAUUCCCACGUUUGCCAGAGUCAGAUCUUCGUUUUAUUGUAUCCGAAAACAAUAUAGAUGGUCUCUUCAUGAUCCAAAACCCUUAGAACUUGAGAUACCGGCUGACCUAGUCGCUUUGAGGGACGGGACUUCAUUCAUUGUUCUGGACGCAACUGUCGAUAAGACAAGCAGAGUUAUAAUUUUCGCUUCUUUACCAGGUAAAAGUGCGUUGAAGAAGUAUUCCGAAUUUUUUGUGGGUGGAACUGCUAAGACCUACAGUAAACAAUUCACACAAUUGUACACGUUUCACAUCGAUGUAAGCUCUAGUUGUCACGAGCGCAAUGCUUUUCCUAUCGUUUUUGCUCUUAUGUCCGAUAAAAAGCAACAUACGUACCAUCGGCUUUUUGAGGGAAUGAAAAAUAUUGGAUGGAAUCCACAGUCCGUACACCUCGACUUCGAGACAGCCGCAGCAGAAAGUGACCAUCAACUUUUAUUUUUAAGUUUUAGACUUUUAGAAAUAAAUUCAGAAGGGAAUAAAAUAGACAAACAAUGUAUAAAAUUGGACGAGAGAAUCAACCGUAUUCUUCAAAACUUUUUAGAAAAUAAUGACUUAGACAAUUGCCUCACAAAAUUGGCCAUGAACGUCAAACUAUAUUGA
Messenger RNA from Macrosiphum euphorbiae (potato aphid), 969 nucleotides. Lineage: Eukaryota; Metazoa; Arthropoda; Insecta; Hemiptera; Aphididae. The record is from the annotation of a GenBank genome assembly.